AUGGUACCUACACCAAUACCUAAAAUGAGUUCUAUGAAAUGGAAGGAUUUGUUAGUAGGUAAAGGGCAGUUUUUUCCUAACGUUGAUGCCUUUAGACAAGCAUUAUACAAGUAUAGUGUCUCCCACAAGUUUUCAUACAAGUUUAAGAAGAAUAACAAAGAGAAGAUUGUUGCAUAUUGCAAGGUAGAGGGCUGUGAAUGGAACAUUGCAGCAUAUUCAAUAGGGAAAGAUAAUGAGAUUUUAAGGGUUACAAAAUUUAACAAUGAUCACACCCAUAAUGCGCAAGACAACCUUAUUGUGUCACACCCAGCAAGGUCAAAAUUAACAUCAUCAAUUAUGGUUGAUGCUCUAAGGUCUAAUAUAGAUAAAGGUGCCAAUGAACUUGCAAGAGACUUGUAUAGAGAGUAUGGUGUGCGAUUGAGCUACAGUCAAGCCUAUAGGGGAAGAGAAAAAGCAUUGCGAGAAAUACAUGGUCGUGCAGAAGAUUCUUAUAGCAUAAUCCCUUGGAUUUGUGAUCGAUUAAUGGAAACUGAUCCGAUGACAGUUGCAAAAUGGAAUGCCUCAAAUAAUAGAUUUGAGAGGCUAUUCAUUGCUUAUGGAUGCUCUAUAUCUGGUUUUUUAGGAGCAUAUGCCAUUGUUAGUGGGGAAACAUUAGAAGAUUGGUCUUGGUUUCUUCAAAAUGUCAAAGACAUAACAAGAUCAAUGGAGUUAACAAUUGUUUCUGAUUGGAAUAAUGCAAUUAUUGGUGCCGUGCAAGCUAUAUUUGGUAGUGGUGAGAGACAUGCAUUUUGCUACCGUCAUGUGAAGGAAAAUUUUAGCACAGCAUUUAUGAAAAUCAAUAGAGAAUCCUUUAAUCUUUGGAUUGUGAAAGAGAGAAAACACAAUGUUAAUGUCUUGAUUCAUAAGCAUAGAGAGAAAUUGGCAAAGAAGAUGGUUGCUUGCAAAGCGGCUAUAGAAAAUUGGAAACACUGUGUCGGGCCUAACGUUGAGGCAAAAGUUAUGGAGCAAGUUGUGAGAGCUGAAAAUUUACAUGCACAAAUUUAUAGAGAAAAUUUGAUCUCUGUGCAAAUUAUAUCAGUUAAUGGACUAAUACACUUGAAUGUUGAUCUUGCAACACGUACAUGCUCUUGUUUAGCAUGGCAAUUGAGUGGAAUACCUUGUGCAACUUGUGCAGCAAUCAAGCUACUUCAUGGCAAUGUGUAUAAUUUUAUGGAUGAAUGUUACAAGUUUACUGCUCAAGAAAAGAUAUAUGCCAGCAGCGUGAAGCCGAUAGCCACACAUGACUGUCCACGUCUAGAAGCAUUGACGAUGACAAAUUUAUUAACUGAAACCUUUUUGGUGCCACCAAUGACUAGAAGGCCUCUUGGUAGGCCAAAGAGUAAAAGAAGGGAAUCUCAAUUCCAAAACAAAAAGGGUUUAUCAUUGUGGAAGAUGCCAUGA
This is a messenger RNA of Prosopis cineraria, 1440 nucleotides long. RefSeq lists its product as uncharacterized. The record is from RefSeq and is a predicted model, not a curated record. NCBI's taxonomy places the organism in Eukaryota, Viridiplantae, Streptophyta, Magnoliopsida, Fabales, Fabaceae. Bases 1 to 1440 code for a protein of 479 amino acids. Gene Ontology annotation, molecular function: zinc ion binding. The transcript is spliced from 3 exons.